Dicrocoelium dendriticum is the source of this 519-nucleotide messenger RNA. Lineage: Eukaryota; Metazoa; Platyhelminthes; Trematoda; Plagiorchiida; Dicrocoeliidae. The record is from the annotation of a GenBank genome assembly.
AUGGCAGACCCCAGGGACUUGGGGAAGAAUAGUCAGUUUUGCAAACUUCGACGGCAACUGGCCCGAAAGCUCCGUCGCAUUAAUAAUGCAUGGUGGACGGAGAAGGCGAAGCAGAUGGAAUGCUACGCCGAACGCCGUCAACACAAGGAAUUCUUUGACUCCUUUAAGGCGGUGUAUGGACCGAGAUUGGAGCCGCUGAGGACGCUGAUCGAUGGUAGUUCAGGCGCUACCUGCACACAGACUGCAGACAUAAUGCAGAUCUGGCGGAAUUACUUUGACUGUCUCUUGAACAACCGUUCAGAGAUCGACUGGCCUACAUUGGACAGCCUGAAGCAGCACGAUGUGAAGGCGGAUCUGGCGGAUACGCCGACACUGGAUGAGAUGCAGAGAGCACUUGCUCAGCUGCGAAACGGCAAGUGUGCCGUUGUCAACGGGAUCCCACCUGAAGUAUUGAAACACGGCGGACCCGCGUUGCUGACUGCGCUGCACCACUUGGUGCAACGUGUAUGGAUUGAGUAG